This is a messenger RNA of Striga asiatica, 405 nucleotides long. Lineage: Eukaryota; Viridiplantae; Streptophyta; Magnoliopsida; Lamiales; Orobanchaceae. The record is from the annotation of a GenBank genome assembly.
AUGGCUUCUAAACCCCUCUCUCCCCUUCAGGUUUUCGCUUUAAUGCUCACAUUCUCUACCGCCUUUUCCAAAAUAAUCCGAAAUCCAAAUCUUGACCAAAAAUCACUACGAGUCGGCGGCGCACGGCCAAUAAGUGACCCGCGCAACCCGAAAGUGAUUAAGGCUGCUGUUUUUGCGGUGGUCGAACACAAUAGGUUGGCCAAAACUAAUUUGAUUUUUCAAAGCGUAAUUAAUGGCACGGUUCAGGAUGUUGGGGGCCAAUUGUAUCGGCUCGUGAUAUCUGCCUUUGACGGCAGUGACGGUCCCGAGAAUUAUCUUGCUCGUGUUUAUGACAAGCCGUGGCAACAUUUGAAGAUCCUUAUUAGCUUCGAAAAAAUCAGAAAAAUAUCCCGAGUUAAUUUUUAG